UAAAUACUGCUGGAGCCACUGCUGUACUCUACUACCUAAUCUAAUUGAUUAAAAAUUAAAACUUCAAAAAAACAAAAAUAAAAAAAGCAAAGCAAUUCCAACAAAUAUAGAGAUUUAAAGCUCACCUUUUUUGCUUGCUUUGCUUCCUUCACAUUCUUCUUUGAUAUCCAUAACCAGACACCAGUAAUUCUGGUUGUUGCUUCUUUUAACUCUCCCACCCAUCUCUUCAAAUUCAAAACCCUAGAAAACCCAUUCUUCUUCUUGAAGCCCCUCUCUCUCUCUCUCUCUCUCUCUCUCUCUGUGCUGGGUUUUCAGAUCGUGCUGCUGAAAUCUCAGCUCGCUCGCCGAUCUGCUCCGUCUCCGCCGAGUCGGUUAAAUGGGCGGCUCCGACGGUUCGCGUCGCUGAAAUGUUGGCUGUUGCUGACCGCGAUUUCGAUGCUCGUCGGCCAAAAUGUCGGCCUCUUUAGCUGCUUUUGAGCGCCCAAGACCUGGAGGUUCUAAUACGGUCUUCAAGAGUGGCCCACUUUUCAUAUCUUCGAAAGAGCGAUGACUUAUGAGGAGAGCAGGAAGAGUGCAUUGAGCUCUAUUUGAUUUUGAUUGUGUCCCCCGCCGCCCUUAACGUUUCAACCGGAAUCUAAUGUUACGCCUGGCUCCCAAUCUUGUACGAAGAACCUCAUCUAGAACCCCUGCAGCCUCACCCUCCUCUCUCAAUUUCUCAGUAUGUUUGUUGCUUCGAAACACUUUCCCUCAAUGCCAACAAGGAGACCACCCUUUCCAGAAACGUUAUUUCUGUUGGGGGUCGAAGGCGUCGAGCCCCAGCCUCUCCAUAUGGAGGCGCAGGAAAGAGAUGGGGAAGGAGGGUCUUAUCGCGGCUAAGGAGCUCAAGAGGCUCCGCUCCCAUCCUCUCCGCCUCAACCAGUUCAUACGCUCAAACGUGUCCCGCUUGCUCAAGUCCGAUCUUGUAGCUGUUCUCGCCGAGUUCCAGAGACAAGACCAGGUCUUUCUCUCCAUGAAGAUAUAUGAUGUGGUCCGUAAAGAAAUUUGGUAUCGACCAGACAUGUUCUUUUACAGGGACAUGCUUAUGAUGCUUGGAAGAAACAAAAAGGUAGAUGAAGCAAAGCAGGUUUGGGGAGAUCUGAAGAGAGAGGAAGUUCUGUUUGAUCAGCAUACUUUUGGGGAUAUUAUCAGGGCUUUUCUAGAUAAUGGAUUGCCCUCGGAGGCAAUGGAGAUAUAUGAUGAAAUGAGACAAUCUCCUGAUCCCCCAAUCUCACUGCCUUUUAGAGUAAUAUUGAAGGGGCUUCUUCCAUACCCAGAAUUGAGGGAGAAGGUGAAAGAUGACUUCUUGGAGCUAUUUCCUGAUAUGAUCAUCUAUGACCCACCCGAAGACUUAUUUGAAGAUCAAGAAUGUAAAAGAGAAAAUGAAGAUGAUUAGAUAGUGCUGCUAUACUUAUACAUGCUCUAUAUGAGAGAAUCCUUUCAUUUGCAGAAGCUAAAUCCAUUGGCAUGGCUAGAUGCACCCUCAGUUUCCUGUCGAGCACGAAACCAGGAGUUAAGUGGGUCUUUUGCAGCAGCGGUUCAUUGUGUAGCAAUGAAUGGCCCUAGUUCUGGUUCGAAGAAUUUGGUGGUGCGUGUUUGGGAUGUCAUAUAAAAAAACAGUCGGGCAGAAUUAGAUAUGCGAUCCUAGUUUUUUGUUUUCUUUUUGUGGCUUUUGGGUCCAUAUAGUUUAUGUUUUCCUUUUCAAAUCACUACAAUUUAUGUAAAUUAGUUUUCGACUGACCUUGAUCACAAUUGAGAGCGUAGUUUUGGACUAACUUAUUAAUAAGGACGUAUCAUACUGUGAAUUUAGCAACGGGGACAUCAUGUUGGUCAUGUUGGAUUACUCGCCUUGAGAUUUUGAA
Molecule: messenger RNA, 1898 nt
Organism: Prunus mume (Japanese apricot)
Lineage: Eukaryota; Viridiplantae; Streptophyta; Magnoliopsida; Rosales; Rosaceae
Product: Pentatricopeptide repeat (PPR) superfamily protein
Molecular function (GO): protein binding
Source: RefSeq, a predicted model, not a curated record